GCCGGCCCAGCGCGCCGCCGCCGCCGCAGCCGCUGCGGAGACUCCAGCCCGCUCCCCUGAAGAACACUUCGCCUCCCGGCCCCGCUUCGCAUCACGCCCCCUGCUCCUCCCCGGCGUCUGCGAUUUUCCCAGGCGCCCAGUGUGAGUGAGGCGUGCGUGUGAGUCUGUGUCAGGGUAUUGUGUUGUGGGAGUGUGUGUGUGUGUGUGUGUGUGUGUGUGUGUGUGUGCAUGAGUGUGGGGUGUGAGGGGCUCCUGCGCUCCGCUCACGGCCGCCGCCGGGGGAAGACGGACGGACUGCGCUUCCCUCUUCCGCGAGCGGUUCCCGGGCACCUCGGCUCGGCUGGAGAGCGAGCGGAGCGCGCCCGGCUGGCCGCCGGCCUCCAGAAGGUCCCGCUGCGUCCCCCCUGGGCUGGAUAUGUUCAUGUUCACGUGAAGAUGGAUUUAGUGUACGGUCUCGUGUGGCUGCUGACAGUCCUCCUGGAGGGGAUCUCCGGCCAAGGAGUGUACGCUCCCCCCACGGUUCGUAUUGUGCAUUCAGGCUUGGCCUGUAACAUUGAGGAGGAGCGCUACUCGGAAAGGGUCUACACUAUACGGGAAGGAGAAACCCUGGAAUUGACCUGUCUGGUCACAGGACAUCCACGUCCACAGAUCAGGUGGACCAAAACAGCAGGAAGUGCCUCUGACAGAUUCCAAGACUCAAGUGUCUUCAACGAGACUUUGAGGAUUACAAAUAUUCAGCGACACCAAGGAGGCCGGUAUUACUGUAAAGCAGAGAAUGGCCUGGGGUCCCCAGCGAUAAAGUCAAUCAGAGUGGAUGUGUACUAUUUGGAUGAUCCAGUAGUAACUGUUCACCAAAGUAUAGGUGAAGCUAAAGAACAAUUUUACUAUGAGAGAACAGUGUUCCUCCGGUGUGUUGCCAAUUCCAAUCCACCUGUUCGGUACAGCUGGAGACGUGGCCAGGAGGUGUUACUACAAGGGUCUGAUAAAGGAGUUGAGAUUUAUGAACCCUUCUUUACCCAGGGUGAAACAAAGAUAUUAAAACUAAAGAAUCUUCGACCUCAGGACUAUGCUAAUUAUAGCUGCAUUGCUUCAGUGAGGAAUGUAUGUAAUAUUCCUGAUAAGAUGGUGUCAUUUAGACUUUCCAAUAAAACAGCAUCUCCGUCAAUUAAACUCUUGGUGGAUGACCCUAUAGUUGUAAAUCCUGGAGAGGCCAUAACAUUAGUAUGUGUUACGACAGGAGGAGAGCCUGUACCCUCUCUCACCUGGGUCAGGUCCUUUGGGACUCUGCCUGAAAAGACUGUUUUGAAUGGAGGAACUUUAACCAUUCCUGCCAUCACCUCAGAAGAUGCUGGUACUUACAGCUGCAUCGCCAAUAAUAAUGUGGGAAACCCUGCAAAAAAGUCUACCAACAUCAUUGUGAGAGCAUUAAAAAAAGGACGAUUUUGGAUCACACCAGAUCCUUAUCACAAAGAUGACAACAUCCAGAUUGGGCGUGAGGUGAAAAUAUCUUGCCAAGUAGAAGCUGUUCCUUCUGAGGAGUUAACAUUUAGUUGGUUUAAAAAUGGUCGUCCAUUAAGAAGUUCUGAACGGAUGGUUAUUACGCAGACUGAUCCGGAUGUCUCCCCGGGAACGACAAACUUGGACAUCAUUGAUUUAAAAUUCACGGAUUUUGGGACAUACACAUGUGUAGCAUCUCUGAAGGGAGGAGGAAUAUCUGAUAUCAGUAUUGAUGUUAAUAUAUCCAGCAGCACAGUUCCACCCAAUCUGACUGUUCCACAGGAAAAAUCACCUUUGGUCACCAGAGAAGGAGACACAAUAGAACUGCAGUGUCAAGUAACUGGAAAACCUAAACCCAUCAUCCUUUGGUCUAGAGCGGAUAAAGAAGUUGCAAUGCCUGAUGGGUCAAUGCAAAUGGAGAGUUAUGAUGGAACACUGAGGAUUGUGAAUGUAUCUAGGGAAAUGUCAGGAAUGUACCGAUGUCAGACCAGCCAGUACAAUGGAUUUAAUGUGAAACCAAGAGAAGCCUUGGUGCAGCUCAUCGUGCAGUAUCCUCCUGCUGUGGAACCAGCAUUUCUGGAAAUCCGGCAAGGACAAGACCGCAGUGUCACUAUGAGCUGCAGGGUCCUGAGAGCCUAUCCAAUACGGGUGCUGACCUAUGAGUGGCGCUUGGGAAACAAAUUAUUACGGAUGGGUCAAUUUGACUCUCAAGAAUACACAGAGUACCCGGUGAAGAGUCUUUCCAACGAAAACUAUGGGGUUUAUAAUUGUAGCAUCAUAAAUGAAGCUGGAGCAGGGAGAUGCAGCUUUCUUGUUACAGGAAAGGCCUAUGCUCCAGAAUUCUAUUACGAUACCUACAAUCCUGUGUGGCAAAACAGACACCGUGUUUACUCCUACAGUCUACAGUGGACUCAAAUGAAUCCUGAUGCAGUAGAUCGGAUCGUUGCAUACCGGUUGGGUAUUAGGCAGGCUGGACAGCAGCGAUGGUGGGAACAGGAGAUUAAAAUAAAUGGGAAUAUUCAAAAGGGAGAAUUAAUUACAUAUAACUUGACUGAGCUAAUUAAACCAGAGGCGUAUGAAGUCCGACUGACUCCUCUCACCAAAUUUGGAGAAGGAGAUUCAACAAUUCGUGUCAUCAAAUAUAGUGCUCCUGUUAAUCCUCAUUUGAGAGAAUUUCACUGUGGAUUUGAAGAUGGUAACAUUUGUUUGUUUACCCAAGAUGAUACAGACAAUUUUGACUGGACAAAGCAAAGUACUGCAACAAGAAAUACAAAAUAUACUCCAAACACUGGACCUAACGCUGAUCGUAGUGGCUCCAAAGAAGGUUUUUAUAUGUACAUUGAGACAUCUAGACCCAGAUUGGAAGGAGAAAAGGCUCGACUUCUCAGCCCUGUUUUCAGCAUAGCUCCCAAAAACCCUUAUGGACCCACGAACACUGCAUAUUGUUUCAGCUUCUUUUAUCACAUGUAUGGACAACAUAUAGGUGUUUUAAAUGUUUAUCUACGUUUGAAAGGGCAGACAACAAUAGAGAAUCCACUGUGGUCUUCAAGUGGGAAUAAAGGACAACGAUGGAAUGAGGCACAUGUUAAUAUAUAUCCAAUUACUUCAUUUCAGCUCAUUUUUGAAGGUAUUCGAGGUCCUGGCAUAGAAGGUGACAUUGCCAUUGAUGAUGUAUCAAUUGCAGAAGGAGAAUGUGCAAAACAAGACUUAACGACUAAGAAUUCCGUUGAUGGUGCUGUUGGAAUUUUAGUACAUAUAUGGCUUUUUCCAGUUAUCGUCCUCAUCUCUAUCUUAAGUCCUCGAAGGUGACCUUACCCUGGCAGAGGCUAUAAAAGAUUCACCAGGCACUGGCAUGAAGAAAGAGUCUUUGUAAAUGGACAUUGAAAAAACAAACUACCAAAGAUUCCUCCACUGACUAAUGACUCAAAAUAAAAUAAUAAAAACAAAUUUUUUAAGCACUGGGGAUAAAAAGACAUCAUGGAAAUAUAACUUAUUCCGCACUACAAAUAAAAGAAAAUCUUGACCUGAGUAGAGAAGAGACCUUCAGGUGCUUUCGUGGCUAAAAAGAUUACAGCGUCAUCUGGUCAUCUGGUUGAACUCGGAAAAAAAAAAAAAAAA
Molecule: messenger RNA, 3615 nt
Organism: Balaenoptera musculus (blue whale)
Lineage: Eukaryota; Metazoa; Chordata; Mammalia; Artiodactyla; Balaenopteridae
Gene: MDGA2
Product: MAM domain containing glycosylphosphatidylinositol anchor 2
Exons: 17
Coding region: 229-3306 (1025 amino acids)
Biological process (GO): homophilic cell-cell adhesion
Cellular component (GO): plasma membrane; cell-cell junction
Molecular function (GO): cell adhesion molecule binding
Source: RefSeq, a predicted model, not a curated record